AUGAGCCAUCGCAUCGCAGCUCUACUUCGGCGCGUGGCCGACUGUGGGGAUGGUGCUGCUGCCAUGAAGAAGACCAGGCCGCUGCGCGUGGCCGGGGAGCCCCUGGGCGCCACAUUGCCGGCGGCGGCCGCCGAGCUCGCUCGUUUCCCUGAGGUGUUCCGCGUCACGGAUGAGGCGGUGGACGUCGUGGCAGGCGACUCCGUCCCGUCUCGCUCCAAGGCCGUUGCGGGAGUUUUACAGCGACUCCGUGAGGAGGACACGGUUCCGAUGCUGAAAGGCUGGCGGAAUGAAGAGUGGCCAGUGAAGGCAUCCUUCCAUUCGGCGCCAGCGUUGGUUGUGGAGCGGGCUGCUGGACCCCUCCUGGGUGUGCGGGGCUACGGGUGCCAUGUCAAUGGCAUCGUGGAGUCACCGAAGGGCCCCUUGCUGUGGGUUGCCACGCGGUCACGGACAAAGCCGACAUAUCCGGGCCGUCUGGACCAUAUUGUAGCAGGAGGCCUAUCGCAUGGCGAGCUUCCUGGUGACAAUGUGAUCCGGGAGUGCUUUGAAGAGGCACGAGUGCCGAAGGAGCUCGCGCAGACCGCGCAGCCGACUGGCGUCGUUUCGUACUGCCAAACUGAUGAGACAGGAUGGGGCGUGAAGCGCGAUGUGAUCUUCUGCUACGAUCUGAUCCUCCCGUCGGAUUUCCAGCCGACGGCCGGCGAUGGGGAGGUGGAAGCCUUCGAGCUUAUGGGCAUGGAUGCAGUCAUCGACUCCCUGGUGUCGGGGUCGGAACCAGACUGGAAGCCCAAUGUCGCGGUGGUGAUCAUUGACAUGCUUGUGCGCCGCGGUUUCCUCCGACCUGAAGAGGAUGGGUACGUCGAACUCGUCUACUGCUACGCCUCCGACGAUCUGUGCCUGGGAUGUCGGGUCACAAAUGGCGUCACCUUCAGCGCGGUUGUGGCGACGAAGGACACCAUCCGCACCAAGGACUACACAAUGCCGAAUAUGAGGUACGUGGCUGCGGAGUCCAUUGCGAACGACCGGAUCCUCAUCACCUUGCAGGUGGAUGAAGGUGCCAUGGUAUGGUGUGCCGCCUGGAGCGCGGACCCGGCCUUCACCGACUCAGUGGACGCAGAGACGCAGAUCAAGUCACAGACCACGAACUGCGAGGAUGGACGCGGCAACCAGUGCGGCACGUUUUGGGUCUACGACCUCGAUGAUAUCGAAGAUGCAGACUCGGACGGUGUGAACUCGCGCGCCGACUACGAUGACAUCUACAAGUGGAAGUACAAUCAGGCCAGCCCUUCAUUUGCAAGCUGGUUUAGGGUUUAG
Molecule: messenger RNA, 1311 nt
Organism: Symbiodinium natans
Lineage: Eukaryota; Dinophyceae; Suessiales; Symbiodiniaceae
Source: the annotation of a GenBank genome assembly